GAUAUGGAAGAGACAAAGUCGAGAUUCAAGCGGAUUUGUGUGUUCUGUGGGAGCAGUUCAGGGAAGAAAGCUAGUUACCAAGAAGCUGCUGUCGAGCUUGGGAAGGAACUGGUGGAGAGAAGGAUUGAUUUAGUCUAUGGAGGUGGGAGCGUGGGAUUGAUGGGUCUUGUUUCUCAGGCAGUUCAUGAUGGUGGGCGCCAUGUUCUAGGAGUUAUUCCGCGGAGCCUAAUGCCUAGAGAGAUAACUGGCGUAACAGUUGGAGAAGUGAGAGCUGUAUCUGAUAUGCAUCAGAGGAAAGCUGAAAUGUCUCGUUUAGCUGAUGCCUUCAUUGCCCUCCCUGGUGGCUAUGGCACCCUGGAAGAACUGCUGGAAGUCAUUACGUGGGCUCAGCUUGGAAUUCACCAAAAACCCGUGGGCCUCUUGAAUGUAGAUGGGUUUUAUAAUUCCUUGUUGUCUUUCAUAGAUAAGGCUGUUGAUGAAGGCUUUAUCUCACCAAUCGCGCGUCGCAUUAUUGUGUCUGCACCAACUGCCAAACAAUUGGUCAGGCAACUUGAGGAAUAUGUUCCAGAGUAUGAUGAGAUAACAUCCAAGUUGGUUUGGGAAGAGGUGGAUAGACUAAAUUAUGUGCCUGAAUCAGGAGUUGCUACGUGA
Molecule: messenger RNA, 651 nt
Organism: Corylus avellana
Lineage: Eukaryota; Viridiplantae; Streptophyta; Magnoliopsida; Fagales; Betulaceae
Product: cytokinin riboside 5'-monophosphate phosphoribohydrolase LOG7
Biological process (GO): cytokinin biosynthetic process
Cellular component (GO): cytosol; nucleus
Molecular function (GO): hydrolase activity, hydrolyzing N-glycosyl compounds
Source: RefSeq, a predicted model, not a curated record